AUGGACGUCUCCAACGCCUUCCUCCAUGGUCACCUGGAGGAGCAGGCUCCGCGCGCUUGGUACAAGUGCAUCGCGGCGUUUCUCCACCAGCUUGGGUUCCGCUCUACCCGCUCGGACACCUCGCUCUUCGUCUAUCAUCAGGGCUCUGACACGGCCUACUUGCUGCUCUAUGUCGACGACAUCAUACUGACAGCAUGUACGGCUGGUCUCCUCAGUCAGCUCACGGCUCGUCUUCGCGCUGAGUUCGCCAUCAAGGACUUGGGUCCUUUGCACUACUUCCUCGGUGUCGAGGUGGUGCACCGUCCGGAUGGCUUCUUCCUUCAUCAGCGGAAGUACGCUCACGAGCUCUUGGAGCGCGCCGGCAUGCUUAAUUGCAAGCCCGCCGCUACGCCUGUUGAUACGAAGGCCAAGCUUUCUACCACGGAUGGUUCUCCUGCUUUGGAUGCUGCUUUCUAUCGGUCCAUCAUUGGUGCUCUCCAGUAUGUCACUCUGACUCGACCGGAGAUCCAGUAUGCCAUGCAGCAGGUGUGUCUUCAUAUGCAUGCCCCUCAAGACGUUCACUGGGCUGCCGUCAAGCGGAUUCUCCACUAUAUCUGUGGCACUAUGGAUCUUGGCGUCACGCUUCACGCCUCCGCCGACACCACCCUCACCGCCUACUUCGAUGCAGACUGGGCGGGCUGCCCUGACACUCAUCGCUCCACUUUCGGGCUAUUGUGUCUACCUUGGACACUCACUUAUCUCGUGGUCGUCCAAGCAGCAGCCUACGGUCUCUCGUUCCAGUGCUGA
Messenger RNA from Aegilops tauschii subsp. strangulata, 786 nucleotides. Lineage: Eukaryota; Viridiplantae; Streptophyta; Magnoliopsida; Poales; Poaceae. The record is from RefSeq and is a predicted model, not a curated record.